UUGUGCUUUAAUCCGCGAUCGAUUCGAAGAUGCUUGCUUAUCCGUGUGCUCCAAUUAUGACUGUAAUCCUAUCCAUGCUAGGCCUGUACCAAACGGAUUACUAAAUUUCACUUUCAUGUACAGGCAGACGAUACUCGAGUAGAUGAUCCCGUUCGUGUUAUUGCCUUUUUUACUUGACAGGUACUUCAGUGAGUUCAGUACUACCGACGAAGCAAUGCCCGAAGAGCAAAGAACUGCAGGGCAAGUUAUUGACGGAGGCGAGAAAGCCUUGCACAACCAGUGGCUGUCUCGAUGGCCGAAGCACCAACGUAAAGUGACAAUUGGGAAAAGCAAAUACAAAAGUGAAGACGGAUCGAUCCGAGAUGCUCGCUGGUCACCUUACAUCCAAGCUGACGGCAGUCUGUUCUACCUAGAGCCGUAUUACGAGCCGCAACAACACCAGCACGCAGAGAAGGAGGGCAAAGACUCUACUUCGAAAGCCAGCGCACAUCCUGGCAAAAAAGACGAACCUAGGGCGUUUUUGCGAGGAUUCGGGCGAAUAAAAGGAGCCUUGAAGCGAAGCACGACCUUUGCUAAAAAAGAGAAAGAAGAUGAAAGUCGUUAUGGCAAGGGUAAGGACGCCAUGGGGUAUGGAGACAAUGAAAAUAGUCCUUUUGAAAACAGAGAGCAGUUGUUCGACUACGAAACUGAGCGGAAAACGACCGUUAUCAAGGUGGAGAAGGGAAUUGCUCAAACGCCUGACUCGAAUAGCAGCCUUUUGGAAGAUCUGAUUGGCAUUAUAUCUGGCCUUGAUCUAGAUCCAGUGCUUCCGUUGCCAGACGCAAAUGGAAAUCAUGAUACCGCGUUUCCCCGCAGACUAAACGCGAUUGCGAUUCAAGGGAUCAGUCAGUCCAGUCCAGCAGAUGCCAAUCAAGACAUCGAUAUCGGUGAUACACUGCUUGCAGUGAAUGGCAUGGAAGUCAACCAGAGAAAUAUAAACUAUGUGUUGUCGAAAAUGCGAUGGCCUAACGAGGCAGUUUUGACAAUAGAGAAAAUCGUGGCCACCCCGGCCAAACCAAAGAUCAAAAGCAAAAUAAUCGAUUUGCUCACUGCAAAUAUUGAAAACGAGGAUGACCUAGCAGCCUUCCAAGAGUAUUGUGCUGUCAUGUACCUUACUUUGGAUGCGGACGAAAAGGACCCUCUGGGGGACAUCUUGUUCUGGUAUCCGGAAAGCAAAUACUCAAAAAAAUUUAAAGACAUAAGAGGUAUAUUUUUGACUUUGGCAGACCUGAUGCCAAGUGUCACUGGAACAGAAGUAAAAAGCACGACCCUUCUAAUCAAGGAACAGAUUAUUCAUGCUUGUUACCAUAAAAUUGGUGAAAACGUCUUGGUCAUUGCUGUUCCAGAUAUCAAGUGCAGUUUGCUGAGGCUGGAACAGAACGUGCGCGAACUUAUGCGUCAAAUCGAAUAUUUAUAUCAUUCAGCCGAACAGGCAUUUCUCUCUGAAUUCCGGGAAGAUGUUCAGCAUACCUUUUUGCUUUUCAUGGAGAGAUUACUGCAUGGUUUGCCAAUCAAGUCUCAAUCCGAGGUUUCCAACUUAACUGCGGAUCAUUUUGGCGGCGUCAAGUACCUGCCACUUCCAGCAGAAAAAUAUGUUUCGAUCAGCAAUGUUUUGAGUGAUGCAGAAGCAGCUGAUUACGGUGACUAUGCUGAUGACUUCUUUCCACAUAGAAGACUUUACACCAUAUUAGGAUCUUGUCUCUUCUACAAGGGUCAUGUUGUGUGCAACCAUUUGCCAGAUGAAGAUCUCAUGGACUGUUUGGUGUUUUGCAAACAUCACUGUGUACUGGCAAUGACAGAAGAGCAACGGGUCAGCAGUUUCAUUGUCUGGAAAGAGGUAUAUCCAUUGCGUCGAAAAGCUGAAAGUGUCGUCAAAGAGAACCAUUUUGAAGAGCCUCUUGGAAGAUGGUUUUUACUUGUAGUUGCACUGAAACAUAGUUUGCUAUGCAUGCUUUUGGAGGCAGGUGGAUCUUCUUCAACGCCAGAGGGUAACCCGGGACCACAUCCUUAUUAUGUUGACAGGGCAACUUCUAUUUUGGCCUAUAUUCAGGAAAAUCGCGAUUUUGAAACUAUUUGUGAAGCAAAGUUGCGUGGAUCAGCUGUGCCUGCUAUGGCUUCUAUGAAUGACGUCAGUAGUUCCCGUCAAAGCCAAAACAACUCCCAUCUAGAGAUCACCCUCCGGAAGUUGCCAGCUCAUCUUGAGACGAUGGCGAUGCAGAACAGCCCUUCUGUUGACAGCCUUCGAACGCUAGGCGAGGAAAGCCCAAGAUCGAAUGGACAUAAAAUGUCGUCUCCGUUUCCAAGUCGCACCAGCGAGUCGAAGCUAUCUGAUGACAGCGGUAGCAACAGCAGUAGCAUGCGCAUGAGUGUCUCGAGUUUCCCUGCUACGUCUAGCUCAUUCAAGAACAGUCCAAAUGCUAACUGGGAGAACACAUUGAUCUCAACAAAGAUUACUGCUGGUAUUCCAAACACAUUAUUCUACUACGCAUCACGUGACAAAGCCAGGGGAAUUGUUUUGUGUCCUACGAACAGCUGCUCGGACUUGAUCAACAAAGAAGUACUUGACAACUUCUACAAAGCAUGCGAAUUAAUACGACGUGCAUUCGACCGAGACAGUAAUCAGAAAAUUGGCGAUAGCGAGGAUGAUGACGACGGUGACAAAGUUUACGAGCAAGGCCUUCUGUUCAGGAGAAAGCCACUCAAAGGUGGUGAUCUAAAAAAGUCACAGAAUGUCCUGAAAUACUGGGUUGUAGGGAGAAGACUAGCAGAUGAAUCAAAAGAAUUCUUUAUCUGUUUUCACGAUGGUGUGCCACAAUCAGCUAUUGAAAUGGCUUUCAAGUUCGGUUUUGGAUCCAUCGCUGCAAAGAAGAAGCUUUCUGGAAUAAUGACGUCACUAAGGAAAAGAGGAAAGCCAAGUGAUGAUGUUGAUGAUUUAGCCAGCACAGAUUGGAAAAAGGAAAAUGCAGAAUACUUGAAAAAGGAUGAAGGUUUGUUUGAUGAAAGAAGCAAGUGGAGACACCUUGUUCAAGAAGCAGUGCUGGGAUAUGUAUGGUGGUCAACCUUUUUCAGCUUACCUCCAACAAUUUGGUUCUUCCCUCUGAACAUGUUAGAAAUAUCUGGCUAUGAGGCUUUUGCUCUCUUAUUACUUUCACCAGUGUUUACUUUGAUUCCAUUUGUUGACAAACUAAUCUGCAGCAAGCUUGGGCUAAUAGCAAUGCAGUUUUUGACAGUUGGAGGUCUGCUUUGCUAUCAGGCACCUUCAGCAAUAUCAAGGUUGUUGGUGACAUCCUUUGCUAAUUUUUUUGCCAUGCUGUGGUUGUGUGGAAUUUGGUGGAUGAGGUCCAAACCUUACAAGGAGCUGGCAUUCGGAGGCAUGGUCAUCGGUUUUAUUUUGAAGCUGGUUCUGCGCAUUGCCUACGUCACUCUCAAUCCUCUGUGGACCUCUACUGGUUCAAAUACCAUGAUAUUUCUGCUCGCAUUGGCCUGUGUCAUUGAUAGAUCGAAGGUGAUAAUGUCUCUUAAAGAGGAAGAGACUGAUGACGGAAAUGAAGCACGUCCAGUGAUGCCAGUUUCAACUUGGGUUACUGUUGGUUGUGGUUUAGGUGCUUGGUUCUUCAUGGCGCAGUGGCUUUUUGCUGAAGUCUCAAUCGUUUCAAGAUACACAGGAACAGCUUUCCCAUCGCUUAGUAUCUUGCCAGUUCCUGGCGGAGCGUUUGUCCUGACAGCUCUGGUCAUUGGACUUACAUUAUCAACACAAGACUUCAUUCGCUCCUCUGCUUGGUGGAUCUUUGGAUGUCUAUCUGCCCUGCUAUUCUUCCAUGCCUCUUCAUUCAUCGCCUUUUUCAGUGGACUGGGCCUAGCCGUAUACGUCAUGUCCAUAUUUCCAUUGCUGGCGAACACAGCAAGCAAAUGCUCCAAAGGAAAGGUCUUGACACUAGGCCUUCUGAUUUGUAUCAUUUUUCUGCUCGCCUCUGUUUGGGUGGUUGCCUAUAACUUUGUUCCUGGUGGUACUUUUGCCAGAGAGCGAAACGAUACUAUCAUGAUAAUCGCCAUGCUUUUAAUGGGCUUUGCAGCUGCAGUAAAAGUCGAAGAUAAAAUUGAAGAUUCAAGUCACCAAGAAGUUAAGGAUACAAGAGUUUUACAAGGAGAUUCUAGUAAACGGAAGAAUGAAACAUUCUUUAGAGAAAGUGUUAUCCCAGCACUUUAUUUACUCCUUCUUAUUGGCGUAAUUUUCAUGUUCGGAAGGUACUCCCUGAGAGAGAAGAACAGGCAAAAGGCAAAGCUUGCAGUCAAAGACCCGAAGGUUUUCACUUCCAUGAUCUGGACAGUCCAUUUUGGAUACGACAACAAGGGUUGGCAUAGUUUCAAGGAAUCAGUUCAACUUAUGAUGGAUACAGAGGCCGAUGUGAUCGGAAUAUUGGAAAGCGAUUGUUCCAGGCCGUAUGUUGGAUCAACCGAUUUUGUUUCAUAUGUUGAAGAAAAGCUUGGAUUUUACGCCGAUUAUGGGCCACGGACUAAGGAUCAUACGUGGGGUGCUGCAAUCAUCUCACGAUACCCAAUUGUGAAAUCAGAACAUUACUUGCUGCCAUCUCCGGAAGGUGAACUUGCCCCAGCUCUGUUGGCAUCUGUAAACAUCUCAGGGCAAAUUGUUGAUUUUGUUGUUGUCCACAUGGGUAAUGACAGGGAUGAUUUGGAUCGUAAGCUACAAGCUGAGCAACUUGCUAGAAUCUUGGACGGAAGUGCAAACCCAAUUGUAUUUUUGGGUUAUGUAACCUCUUCACCUGGCAGCCGAGAUUAUCUACAUUUGUUGGAUUCUGGAAGAACAAAGGACAUUGACUAUGAAGAUUCUGAACGAUGGUGUGAAUACAUUUUCUAUCGAGAUCUAAUAAGACUUGGCUAUGCAAGGAUUUCACAUGCUGGUUUAUCCGAUACUGAGGUGCAGCUAGGCAAAUUUAAAAUACCAAGCAAUAUAAAGAACUAUACAGAUUACAAUGCAGUAACCACAACAGCAGAUGAUGUUGACAGCAAGUUUCAUUUUUCAGAAAAGUUUGGUGAUUUCCACAUUGGUGACUUUCAUGGAGAGGGGCACCAUUUCCAUAUGGCAACACCAAAAUAUUUUUUUUCAAUCGAAGAUCAAUAAAACUGGUUUGUUUAAUACAGCUCAUUGUCAUUCAAUUUAAAAU
Molecule: messenger RNA, 5222 nt
Organism: Rhopilema esculentum
Lineage: Eukaryota; Metazoa; Cnidaria; Scyphozoa; Rhizostomeae; Rhizostomatidae
Source: RefSeq, a predicted model, not a curated record